Herpailurus yagouaroundi (jaguarundi) is the source of this 1873-nucleotide messenger RNA. RefSeq names its product sirtuin 2 (gene SIRT2). The transcript has 15 exons. Gene Ontology annotation, molecular function: transcription factor binding; histone deacetylase activity, NAD-dependent; NAD+ binding. Lineage: Eukaryota; Metazoa; Chordata; Mammalia; Carnivora; Felidae. The record is from RefSeq and is a predicted model, not a curated record. Gene Ontology annotation, cellular component: nucleus. The coding region runs from base 105 to 1277 and encodes 390 amino acids.
GCCGGGAGUUGUAGUUCUCUGCCUGGUCUCUGCCCCUCCUGUUUCCGGUGCCGUCACGGGACAGAGCAGUCGGUGACAGCACCGAGGGCCCCCGCCCCGCGCCCAUGGCCGAGCCGGACCCCUCUGACCCUCUGGAGACCCAGGCAGGGAAGGUGCAGGAGGCUCAGGACUCAGAUUCAGACACUGAGGGAGGAGCGGCUGGCGGAGAGGCCGAGAUGGACUUCCUGCGGCAUUUCUUCUCCCAGACGCUGGGCCUGGGCACCCAGAAGGAGCGGCUGCUGGACGAGCUGACCCUGGAAGGGGUGACCCGCUACAUGCAGAGCGAGCGCUGUCGCAGGGUCAUCUGUUUGGUGGGAGCUGGGAUCUCCACGUCCGCGGGCAUCCCUGACUUCCGCUCCCCAUCCACGGGCCUCUACGCCAACCUGGAGAAAUACCGUCUUCCCUACCCGGAGGCCAUCUUUGAGAUUGGCUACUUCAAGAAACAUCCAGAGCCCUUCUUUGCUCUUGCCAAGGAACUCUACCCUGGACAGUUCAAGCCGACCGUCUGUCACUACUUCAUCCGCCUGCUGAAGGAGAAAGGGCUGCUUCUGCGCUGCUACACGCAGAACAUAGACACCCUGGAGCGGGUGGCGGGGCUGGAGCCCGAGGACCUGGUGGAGGCCCACGGCACCUUCUACACGUCACACUGCACCAGCGCCCUCUGCCGACGGGAGUACACGCUAAGCUGGAUGAAAGAGAAGAUCUUCUCCGAGGUGACUCCCAAGUGUGAGAAAUGUCACAGCGUGGUGAAGCCUGACAUCGUGUUCUUCGGUGAGAACCUCCCGGCGAGGUUCUUCUCCUGCAUGCAGUCAGUAAGUGCCCCACCCCCGGCCCGCCCCACGCUCCCCGCUCCCCCGAAGUCCUUACCACUCGGCUCGCCACCCCCCAGGGCACCCCUGUCUACCCCGCGCCUGCUCAUCAACAAGGAGAAGACCGGGCAGACUGACCCUUUCCUGGGGAUGAUGAUGGGCCUGGGAGGAGGCAUGGACUUCGACUCCAAGAAGGCCUAUCGGGACGUGGCCUGGCUGGGUGACUGUGACCGGGGCUGCCUGGCCCUUGCUGACCUCCUUGGAUGGAAGGAGGAGCUGGAGGACCUCGUCCGGAAGGAGCAUGCCCGCAUAGAUGCCCAGCAGGCGGGGUCGGGGAGCCCUAACCCCAACCCUUCAACUUCGCCCAGGAAGUCCCCACCUCCUGCCAAGGAGGAGGCCAGAACCCCGGAGGGAGAGAAACCCCAGUGACAGCCACGCCCCCCGGGGAAGGAUGCCCAGCAAAUCCGGGACAGCAGAGCCCCAGCCAGCCCUGGCCCCCUCUAACUUGCAGCUCUCAUCUGGGGAGCUCAGAACCUCGUCCCAGUCUCUUAACCACUUCCUCUCAAAACUGGGUUCCCAGCCCCCUGACCCUGGCAGAUCUCUAACACCUCCCAGGGGCCGAGGCCUGGGCAGCCCGGCUGUAACAGCCCGCGGUCUCUAACCACCCGCAGGGCCGAGGGUCAACCUCCCCUCAUCUCUAACUGCUCCCCGGGCCAGGGCCGCCUCUAAACUCCUAACUAUUCCGCCCCGGGCCCCAGGGCUCCCAGGGCUCCCAGGGCUCCCCCUGCCCUCCACUGCUCCUCGGGGCCUGUGGCCAAGCAGGGCCAGUCCAACCUACCCUGGGCGGGCCCCUCAAACAUCACUCCCACUCAGUGGGGGGAGCUGAGCCUGAAGGCCUCCCUGGUCUGUGUCUCCGACGCCCGAAGCGGGUGCCGGUCCCCUUCCCUUGGGACCCACUUCCCAUGCGGGGAGGGGCAGAUAAUGUUGCUUAUUGGAGACAAAUUAAAAACAGAAACAACUAACGA